UCCCAGCACCCCCCAGGAUGACGAUGUGGAGCCGCGUGUGGGUGUUGUCUGCACUGGCUGCCUCUGCGGCGGUGACGGCAACCAACGAUGUAUUCCCGGAGGAGGAGCCCGACGCGCCCCCGCCUCUGCCACACCCAGGCGCCCACCGCAGGUCCCAUAACGAUGUCUUUCCCCUGGAGGAGGAAAACCUAGAUGUGCCUCGCCUCCGACACGCCUCCAGGCACCAUAAGGUCCACAACAUCGUGCUUCACCCGCAGAACUCCAUGUGUGAACUGAAACCCAUCCGCCAGAUUGUGACCCACGCCCUCUGCACCUCCAAGGAGAUGGAGAACAACGUGUGUGUAGGCACGUGCUUCAGCUACACUGUCCCCCAGACGGAGCCAGAGACCCCUGGUGACGAGAUGCUCGACUACUGCGACUCAUGCCAGGCCUCGGAGUCUCACUGGACCACGAUCCAACUGGACUGCGAGGAGUAUGGCAACACGUACCAGGUCACCAAGAAGAUACAGAUGAUCACAAACUGCUCCUGCUCGGCUUGCCACCCCAGAGGACAGCAGGCCACCACGGACAAUGAAGUCACCUACCCGUCUAACGAACCCCGAGUAUCCGAACCCUUCUUCAAGAUGCUGCCCGAGUCCCUGCAGCGGCCUGACUUGAACCGGGAGCUGGAAUUCACGAAAACUUCCCUCGAUGAACUUCGUAAGACAUACUCCAUCGACCCCCACCACGAGCAAGGGCCCCAUGGGAAGGUGGUCUUCAAGUUACCUCCAGCUUUCAACACUAAUGAGGACGAGGAGGAUCCAAAUGUCGUCAUGUCCUAUUAGAGAGGAUAAUGUUUAUAUUAGCUUAGCCUCCCAUGCCUCCGCUACAUUCCUUUCUCCAGCCCUCAAGAGGCUAUUUCUAUUCCCGUUCAUUUUUUCACAUUAUCGAGUCAAAGGAAACUUGUUCAUGCUUCUCACAUCAAUUCUUCGCGGCUCCUGGUGUACCGGAAGCCACGACACGGCCUGCACAACCCUCACACUGCCUACAUGAGAGACACUAACAGUAUUUUCAUGUUAUAGGGAGAGACACCAUAACAUAGCAACUUCACUACCACGCUCAUUCUAUCCCCGCCCUUCUCUCUUUCUAGAAAACAGAUCUUCAAUAUAUUAUUCUGUAUUACACGCGAUAUCUUUUGUAUAACAUGUACGUAGAUUCAUUUGUGCCAUGAAUGAUCAUCUCAAGCCGGUGUUUCGGAGAGGACAGCAAGGGUAGUGACUGCAUCCUAUCGGGUCAGUCAGUGUGUGGUGGCAGGCGGGUGGCUGUAACUCCAAGCUGAUAAUUAAGUCAAUAUUUUCACCCUUUACCUCAAAUCUCCAGGGAUAAGAUAAUCUGGACGAGCUCAAUAACUGCAUUUUUUUUUUUCUAGGAAUGGGAUUGUCAAAUGUACUUACUUUUGUCCCUUUUCAUUCACAUUGUGUAAGGGAAAUAAAUUGAUAAGUAGUGAUAUGAUAGAUGAAUAUAUAAAGAAAUACCAAGGGUUUCUAAAUAUUUACUUCAGUUUUCUUCACGACAAGAUUCUUUAUGAAAAAUAUUAUGAACCAAAAGUGUUAGAUUAUCAAAUGAACCCUAUUUUCCUUAUUCCCAAUCUGUCCGAGAGAGAGAGAGAGAGAGAGAGAACUACAAUAAGUAUAACAAUUUUUCUACUCAAUUUCUUCUCUACACAGUUUUUUUUUUUUUUUUUUUAGGAAAUGGUUUGUUUUUUAUGUAUCUUGUUAUUUCUAUCCCGGAGAUUUGUCAGACACACGCCUCGCCACCAAACAAGAUAUGUCACGUUUAAAGCUACACAUCUUGCAGUCAAACACCGCCUCCAACCACAAACAUGAAGCAUACUUAGAAAUAAUGGUAUUCACUAGUGACUAUAUAUAUAUAAGAAGUAUAACCAUUUGAAUAAAGUAUGUAUAUCAAGAGCAA
This is a messenger RNA of Scylla paramamosain (green mud crab), 1953 nucleotides long. RefSeq names its product DAN domain family member 5-like. Lineage: Eukaryota; Metazoa; Arthropoda; Malacostraca; Decapoda; Portunidae. The transcript has 5 exons. Bases 18 to 824 code for a protein of 268 amino acids. The record is from RefSeq and is a predicted model, not a curated record. Gene Ontology annotation, biological process: animal organ morphogenesis. Gene Ontology annotation, molecular function: BMP binding; receptor ligand activity.